This is a messenger RNA of Suillus clintonianus, 2814 nucleotides long. RefSeq lists its product as uncharacterized. NCBI's taxonomy places the organism in Eukaryota, Fungi, Basidiomycota, Agaricomycetes, Boletales, Suillaceae. Bases 1 to 2814 code for a protein of 937 amino acids. The record is from RefSeq and is a predicted model, not a curated record. The transcript has 9 exons.
AUGACUCAAAGUCAGAAAAGCAAGCGCCCAGCUGGUGUGAGUUAUUUUAUUUCUGUCACAUCAUUCCUUACUCACUGUCUUCGUCAGGACAAUCCUCUGCUUGUUUGGAAAGACGAACGUGAUACAUAUCUCUCGGAGAUUAUUCAGUUGGACGGACACGGUGAAAAUGCAAGGGACUCGUGUGCAGGCUGUUGCACCAAUCCUGCAGAAUUCCGAUGUCAGGAUUGCGAUGACAUGCAACUGUACUGUGGUACAUGCUCACUGGCAAAUCAUGCCCGGUCUCCAACCCAUCGCAUACAGCAAUGGAAUGGUAUAUUCUUCGAGAGCUCUUCCUUGAAGACGCUAGGCCUUCGAGUGCAACUCGGGCAUCCCAUCGGUCAAUCAUGCAUCCUCCCGCAGCCGGCGUUUAACGACGACUUUGUGCUUAUAGGCACGAACGGAAUACACGAACUAGGACUGGACUUUUGUGGUUGCGAGACAUCCGAGACACAUGUUAAACAACUCCUUCGUCACGGAUGGUUCCCUUCCACGCCAACUAAACCUAGGACAGCGGCAACAUUUCGACUUCUGCAUUACUACCAAAUCUUAUCCUUCGAGUCGAAGGCAUCAGCCUAUGAAUUCUACCAUUCUCUUGUUCGACUCACGGAUAAUACAGGGAUGAUGAAACGCAUGCCGGACCGCUAUGAAGGAUUCAUGCGGAUGGUGCGUAAGUGGCGGCAUCUCACAAUGUUGAAACGUUUCGGACGUGGCCACGAUCCCAGUGGCGUAGAUGGUACAUCGCAGGGCGAAUGCGCGGUGCUAUGUCCAGCAUGCCCGCAGCCAGGGAAGAAUUUACCUGAGGGUUGGCAAAAUGCUUCGAAAGCAAAACGGUGGUUGUAUGCAGUAUUUUUAGCUAUUGACGCGAACUUUCGAUUGAAAAGGCGGAACGUAUCGAGCGAUCACGCAGACCCAAGUCUUUCGAGUGGCUGGUCAUAUUUUGUCGAGGAGAAAGAGUACAAGGCCUUCCUGGCCGAACAUCUCACUGAGGCGCAGGAGAAAAGUACAUGUUCGAGCCACAGCGCUGUCAACAUGGCAGAUACAAAGCAGGCACAAGGGCUUGCUGCUACUGGCGUCGGUACAGUAGACUGUGCCCGUCAUAAUUUUAAACGGCCAAAUGGAGUCGGUGAUCUGCAAAAGGGCGAGAAGUACAUCAAUAUGGAUUAUUUAUUUUUCUCGACUUUGUGUGGUACGCAGCUCGAAAUGCUCAACGUGUCGUACGAUAUUGCGUGCCAAUGGCACAAAAACCUCUGGGCCCGCAUGAAGUCCUUUCCUCGAUCCCAUGCCUUGGACCAUCUCACCAAGUAUAUACGCUUCUUCGUGCCAAAGUUCCACCUCCCCACACAUGUUGCAAAAUGUCAGACCGUCUUCUCAUUCAAUUUCACGUGUUAUGUCGGCCGGACGGAUGGUGAAGCCCCGGAGAGGGGCUGGUCGAAUAUCAACCCUGUGGCAUCAAGUACGAAAGCGAUGGGUCCUGGUUGUCGUCGUGACACGCUGGACGACCAUUUUGGCGAUUGGAAUUGGAAAAAGACCGUCGGGUUGGGCGCGUCUCUCCUGUACAAGAUGAAGGAUGCUCUAGCUGAGAAGGCUGCGCAUGCACUCGCAUUUGAGGAAUUUGACGCUGUCAUCACUCCCGAGCAUCGCUCUGCAUGGUUAGAAGAAAUGCAAGCUUGGGAAGAUAAUCCGAACGACACAUCGAUCUCUAAUCCGCUCGAGGCCAAAGCCAUGGCUAUAACGCAAGCAGGAGUAAGGCUAAAGCUCGCGGAGCUGGAGGCCGAGGACCUUCAGCGAGGUAUAGACUGCUCGUUGCACCCACAAAUCUCGCCUAGUGUGCUUAUUGCUUCAGGCAUAGACCUGGAGCAGGAACAUCUCACGCAGAUGCGGAACUCGCUUCAUCGUAGGAUCGAUAUGUGGCGACGCACACAGGUCCUUUACCUCCCGGCCGUUCAAGGCCUUAUUGAUCAGGCAGCCACGCGUGAAGGCCACGAGAACGCCGAAUGUAUACACCUCUGGCUCCCUUCAGAACUGAAAACCAAGCCGUGCGAUCCACGCCUACAAGAGGACGAAUGGGAAUUGCGCUACGCGCAGGCUCACGAUGCGCUAGAAGAAUUGCGGCAGUGUCUACGCAUUCACUGCUCCUUACUGACAUUCAAAAGGGAAUGGGUGCGUGGUCAAGGCACGAAUACCCGUGCUCAGAAUGCCCUUGCCCACAUCCACCGAAGGCAUACGGCCUGCGUGAAACGUUAUCGGUCAGCAUGGAUGGCGCUCAAGAGCCUAGCUACAAUCAUGAAGAAGACCGGUUGGCAGGGAAGGUUGCAGGAAUUGGCCGACACUCAUGUCAAGCCCCUCGUGGACCCAUAUGCUACUGGCGAAGGGAGACGUCAUGUAUCGUGGAUCUGGAUGAUGGAUGGCGUUGACCAUGGCAAUGAAGGUGACAAUGAUGGUGUACAAAUCGAGUGGUGCAAAACCCGUGCGAGGGCACUGCGGUGGUCGGAAGAGGUCGAAUUACUCACGGAAGAGAUGCGCAGGGUGCUGGAAUUUUUUACCUGGCAGCAAGCGCGGUGGGAAGAACAGGGAAAGGCAUGCGUUGGGGAGUGUGCCGCUGACAUUGAAGGUUUGCGAGCUUAUGCUGCCCGACAGGCUAACAUCCGUCGCAGGCUUGCAGACCAUUUUCGGGUGCUGUGGGCACCCUUUCUUUCACUGGAAGGUCCCAUUGACCCGCCACCUCAGUUGGCCGAACAUUCGUUACUGGACCUCAUGAUUCCCGACAUUCUCUAA